Messenger RNA from Cyprinodon tularosa, 1672 nucleotides. RefSeq names its product catenin (cadherin-associated protein), alpha 2 (gene ctnna2). The transcript has 9 exons. Gene Ontology annotation, biological process: cell-cell adhesion; cell migration. Gene Ontology annotation, cellular component: actin cytoskeleton; adherens junction; catenin complex. Gene Ontology annotation, molecular function: cadherin binding; actin filament binding; beta-catenin binding. NCBI's taxonomy places the organism in Eukaryota, Metazoa, Chordata, Actinopteri, Cyprinodontiformes, Cyprinodontidae. The record is from RefSeq and is a predicted model, not a curated record. The coding region runs from base 353 to 1657 and encodes 434 amino acids.
CUGGAAUCGACCAUACGGGCCACUAUUUAGCAGAGCUCCCAGCCACUAGCGCAUCACCGUCCGCACCUGCCUGCUUCGUUGUUUCUGAAGGAGCGCAGAAGCAGGGUCAUUAUUUCGCAGCGACCGUGGGAGGAGGAGAGGCAUUUCCGACACACCGACAGAAGCGCGUAGCCUCGGAUUCAGCACCACAAGAUUAAGGAGAGCGUCCGGGACUGAGCCGAUUGUUACUCUCCGGGGAGGUUAACGGAACAGGAGGACGCUGCUUUUUCUUUUGGAGUGCACUGAGUGAAACCAUUUGCUUCUGCUGCUGCAGUUUCUACACCUGCGAGAGGACUUGAACGGCUGAGAGACCAUGACGACUGCCACUUCACCUAUUCUAUUGAAAUGGGACCCAAAGAGUCUUGAAAUCCGUACCUUGACUGUGGAGAGGCUUCUGGAGCCCUUGGUCACACAGGUGACUACACUGGUGAACACCAGCAACAAGGGUCCCUCCAGCAAGAAGAAGGGGCGGUCUAAGAAGGCUCACGUGCUGGCAGUGUCUGUGGAGCAGGCCACCCAAAACUUUCUUGAAAAGGGCGAGCAGAUUGCCAAAGACAGCCAGGACCUAAAGGAGGAGCUCAUUGCUGCAGUGGAGGAUGUUCGUAAACAAGGAGAAACGAUGCGUAUAGCCUCAUCCGAGUUUGCUGAUGACCCUUGCUCCUCUGUGAAACGUGGCACCAUGGUGAGGGCUGCUCGCGCCUUGCUAUCUGCUGUCACCCGCCUGCUCAUCCUCGCUGAUAUGGCUGACGUCAUGAGGCUGCUGGCCCACCUUAAGAUUGUUGAGGAGGCGCUGGAGGGAGUAAAGAAUGCUACCAACGAGCAGGACCUAGCAAACCGCUUCAAAGAGUUUGGAAAAGAGAUGGUGAAGCUUAACUAUGUGGCGGCUCGGAGACAGCAGGAGCUGAAAGACCCUCAGUGUCGGGAUGAGAUGGCAGCCGCUCGUGGAGCUCUUAAGAAAAAUGCCACUAUGCUGUACACAGCCUCUCAGGCCUUCCUGCGCCACCCAGACGUGGCAGCCACACGUGCCAACCGGGACUACGUGUUUAAGCAGGUCCAGGAGGCCAUAGGAGGCAUUUCCAGCUCUGCACAGGCCACCUCACCCACUGAUGAGAAGCAUGGUCAUGCUGGAAUCGGAGAACUGGCGGCUGCCCUCAAUGAGUUUGAUAACAAGAUCAUUCUGGACCCUCUGACAUUCAGUGAGGCUCGUUUCAGGCCCUCUUUGGAGGAGCGCCUGGAGAGCAUCAUCAGUGGGGCUGCGCUGAUGGCUGACUCGUCAUGCACACGUGAUGAUCGCCGUGAACGUAUUGUGGCUGAAUGCAAUGCUGUCCGUCAAGCCCUGCAAGAUCUGUUGAGCGAGUACAUGAAUAAUACUGGGAGGAAAGAAAAGGGGGACCCACUUAACUCAGCCAUUGACAAAAUGACCAAAAAGACCAGGGACCUACGUCGACAGCUAAGGAAGGCAGUGAUGGACCACAUCUCAGAUUCUUUCCUGGAGACCAACGUUCCUCUUCUGGUGCUCAUCGAAGCGGCUAAGAGUGGAAAUGAGAAGGAGGUCAAGGAGUAUGCCCAGGUGUUCCGUGAACAUGCCAACAAGUUGGUGGAGGUCAGUUAUAGAUGAAACUAUUUGACAUAA